Molecule: messenger RNA, 2277 nt
Organism: Penicillium antarcticum
Lineage: Eukaryota; Fungi; Ascomycota; Eurotiomycetes; Eurotiales; Aspergillaceae
Exons: 4
Coding region: 1-2277 (758 amino acids)
Molecular function (GO): protein dimerization activity
Source: RefSeq, a predicted model, not a curated record
AUGGCGACAUCUCGGAUACAGUUUGUGAAAUGGUGGCUAAUGACUGAGUUUGGCGGCAAGAAAGAACUGCAGAAAUCUAUUAGAUGGGAUACUAUACAGAAAAAGUCUGAUGUUUGGAGCUCAUUUGAUCAGGUUGCAAAUGCGCGGACUGGCGAGCCCAAGCCGCGUCAAUCAACAAGCACGGAGUUCAGCCAGACAACCCUCCAGAAGAAGAUCCUCAAGUUUAUCACGACUACCCGUCUCCCAUUCCGCACUGUUGAGCACCCAGAGUUCAAAGAGCUUCUGCAAUACACCAGGCUCGCCACAUCAGAGCUCAAUAUCCCGUCCGCCCGCAGUUUGAGACGUCUUUUGGAUAAUGAAGUCCAGGAACAGCAACAGAGCGUGCUCAGUAAGCUUCCACCUGGAAGCUCUCUCUCUAUUGCACUUGAUUGCUGGACCUCUCUGUUUGGCCAGGCAUUUAUGGCAAUCACUGGAUACUUCCUCGACCAGGAUUGGAAUUACUGUGAAGUUCUUCUUGGAUUUGAGCAUAUCCAGGGGUCACAUACUGGGACUCAGCUAAGUGAGACUGUUAUCCGAAUCUUCCAAGAGCAUGGUAUCACCGACCGAGUAUUAUCAAUCACAACUGAUAAUGCAUCAAACAACAACACAAUGGUUCAAGGCGUUCAAGAGAUGGUUCAGUCCCAGGCUCUUCACAAUACCUCUGUUCUCCGAGUACCAUGCAUUGUGCACGUUAUACAACUUUGUCUAAAAGACCUCCUUGGAAAGAUCAAAGCGAACCCAAAGAAUGCAGAGGCCGAGUCAGAGUGGUCAGAUGAACGUACGAAGUCGCUACAGUCCGCUCCGGGUCACGCUUCAGGAAAUAUCGUGGCUACUUUGAAGAAGAUUCGAGAGCUCGCUGUAUUCAUUACCGCCAGUCCUCAGCGCCGAGAGGCUUUCCGGGCGCUUCAAACAACAGAGCCCAAGCUUCUACCGAUUCAAGAUGUUCGUACACGCUGGAAUUAUACUUUCUUAAUGCUCGAACGUGCCAAGAAACUACAGCGAGUCUUCAACCAAUACUGUUCAACCCACCAAUACGUUCAGUUUCAGCUCGGUCAAGAGGAAUGGCGCCAAGUGGAGUAUCUCCUUUUGGUCACAAAGCCUUUCUUUCAUUACACCAAGAUCUUAUCCAAGACCCAAGAUGUUACUGUUCAUUCGGUCUUCAGCAUCUAUAAGGAGCUCUUUAGUCAUCUUGAUGAUGUUACGGAGUUACUAGAACGCAAGACUGUCUCUUGGAAAAAGAGAAUGCUUCAGGCACUACAGGCAGCGAAACAGAAACUCUCAAAGUACUACAGAGCGACCGACAGUGAAUCAUUUGGCACAGUUUACGCAAUUGCAACUAUUCUGUGUCCAUCGAAGAAGCUUCGGUUCUUUGAAGGCGAUGACUGGAAAGGGAAAAACGAGAAGGGAGAAGAUAUUAAUUGGAUGGAAACCUAUCGGGAUAAACUACAGAAGGAAUUUGACCAAUAUCAACAACGCAUUACCCGCCACAAGGAGCCCUCUCAAGCCCAAGUCUCUCAAGAAACGGACGAAGAGGAGCUUGAUCUUAUGAUGGAUUUGCACGCUACUUUACAAAGUGAAAUUGACCGCCCGGAGGAUGAGAUCACACGAUAUCUUGCACAGGAUCUUACCAAAGGAAAGCCAAGGGUGUUCUGGAGGGAGCAUGAGCAUGAAUAUCCAGUGCUUGCAGCGAUGGCACGGGAUAAUCUGGCAACACCUGCUAGUGGCGCUGGUGUUGAGCGGCUUUUCAAUUGUGCUCGUGAUGUCUGUCACUAUCGCCGGGGGCAGCUUAAACCAGAGACAAUCAGGUCUCUAAUGCUUCAUUUGUUCGCAUCGAAGUUCGAGCUUCAACAAACCGAGCUCGAGAUGAUCAAGGAGUAUCUCUCUAGUGGAGAGGCUGCUAUACUCGAUCAGACAUGGAAGCCAACUCCGUCGCUUAACGAUAUCGAGCCAAUCAGUGAAAACGAAGAAGAUGGUAACCAAGCGGAGGAUGGAUCGGAUGAUUCAGAAAAUGAUUUGGGAGGUAAUCAUACAGUUGAGCAGGCGACUCCUACACCGGUUACAACCCAGGGCAAGCAACCACGGCGCAAGCGGCCUCAUAGUGCCGUUGAGCCCCAGGAUGAUGGUGAUAAUGAUCUCCCGCUUCCUGAAAUGCCAGCUGAAGGGUCCACGCAGGGGAGAUCGGGGAGGAUUCGGAAGAAGCCAAAGCAGCCAGAUGGAUUUGAAUUUGAUAACCUGUAA